Messenger RNA from Petromyzon marinus (sea lamprey), 770 nucleotides. RefSeq names its product RNA polymerase I subunit H (gene POLR1H). Gene Ontology annotation, biological process: DNA-templated transcription; termination of RNA polymerase I transcription. Gene Ontology annotation, cellular component: RNA polymerase I complex. The record is from RefSeq and is a predicted model, not a curated record. Gene Ontology annotation, molecular function: nucleic acid binding; zinc ion binding. NCBI's taxonomy places the organism in Eukaryota, Metazoa, Chordata, Hyperoartia, Petromyzontiformes, Petromyzontidae.
UUACGAACACACCGCGUUCGUAAGUGGAGGAGUCCUACUCUCCCCCUCCCGUAUUUUUGUUUUGCGACACUUUGCCACACAUGCUGCCGUAAAGCAGAUUUCCCUGGCGUGGCGACACGAGGCGAAGAGAUGUUUCACAGCGAGCCCGACUUCUGUGCCCGCUGUGGCUCUGCGCUGCCGCUCCCCGUCUCCAGUGCCAGUCUCGCCUGCCGGACGUGUCGCUCGCCCGUCAACGCCAGCGCUCUGGAGAAGGUGGCGACGCUUUCCGUGGUGAAGUUCAACAACCCGGAGGGCGCCGGGCAGGGCGACGAGGACGCGGUGCAGUCCAGAGGGGAGCUUACGGGACCCACGGUGGAGCGGCGGUGUCCACGGUGUGGUGGCGAGUCCAUGGCGUACCACACCCGUCAGACACGCUCAGCUGACGAGGGACAGACCGUCUUCUACACCUGCGUCAAGUGCCGGUUUCAAGAAAAGGAAGAUUCCUAGAGAAUCAGCAGCAUCAUCACUGUCAUCAGCACUAUCAGCAGCAGCAGUAUCAUCACUACCAUCACCAUCAACAUCAUCAGUAGCAUCAUCAUCACCAAUACAUCAUCAGCAACACGAUCAUCAUCAGCAUUAUUACCAGUAUCAUCAGCAACACUAUCAUCACCAGCGUAGUGGUGGUGGUGAUGGUGGUGAUGGUGGUGGUGAGGGUGGCUCUGUAACUCUCCGUUAUGGCAGUCAGUGUCGUUUGUGUUCAUCCAAUAAAAUGACGGUGGUGAUGAUGGUGA